Kluyveromyces lactis is the source of this 2163-nucleotide messenger RNA. RefSeq names its product exocyst subunit EXO84 (gene EXO84). NCBI's taxonomy places the organism in Eukaryota, Fungi, Ascomycota, Saccharomycetes, Saccharomycetales, Saccharomycetaceae. The record is from RefSeq and is a predicted model, not a curated record. Bases 1 to 2163 code for a protein of 720 amino acids. The transcript has a single exon. Gene Ontology annotation, biological process: Golgi to plasma membrane transport; exocytosis; intracellular protein localization. Gene Ontology annotation, cellular component: exocyst.
AUGGUCGACUUCUCUUUGAAGAAGCAUGGUGUUUCUAGUUGGGGCCGUGGUUCCUUAUCAAGGAAGGAAAGCAGUGCCGGUGAUUCUUCAUCUACGUUCAAAUCGAGUAGGUAUCAAGAUAUGAAGGUUUCUGAUCCAGAAUUACCUAAGGUGAGUGCUAAGGAGAGAAGUAAAGCAGGGACUAUGAUGAAGCGUCGUUUAUCAGUUCACCAGUCUAACAAUUUUGGUGCUGUUAAAAUGGAUUUCGAUAAUAUGCCUGCUUUACCUUCUUCUGCAGCUGACUAUUCGUUUGCCUCCAACGUCGGUAAUGCAACGCAAACUAGCCUGAUAACAGAAGAUCAGCUUCCUGACCGUAAUACAUCACUUGCAAGCCUGAACACCAACACCCGUCGUCCAGAUCAGGAGCUAUAUUCAAGCAAAUCUUUGAGGCAAAUACUUUCGAAUCCAGAUUUUAAAGCCAAAAAGUUCAUUACAGAGAAGCUAGGUGAUGCUACUGCUGUUGAUAUCGAUCAAUUCACUUCUAAUCUAAAUGAUUUAUCCUUAGAAAUUCAAGAUGAGAUCAAGUUUAACAUAGAUAAGUCUUUCAAAGAGAUAUUAAUCGUUAAUAAAGGGUUGGAAACAGCAACAACGGAAUUGAAAGUUCUAAGGACAAAAGUACAAGAAAUGAAGGAUAUAAUGAACCAGUUCGUGACCAUCGCAGAGAAGAAGUUGCAAGCUGAACAGGCUGCCAAUGAGACUGCAGAUUUGAACAGGACAUCAAGUUCGGCUAGUCUCUCAAAUCAUUCUUUACUUCCACCACUGAAACCAACUCCGUCCGCAACAAGAAAGGAUAGAACAUCAGUUUACAUCCUGGAAAGGAUGUGGAAUGAGGAAUUAAUGACAUUGUUCAAGAACGUCGACGGUGCUCACAAAUAUAUAACCAGUACACCGGGACGGCAUAUCCUGUUGGAAAGCGACAACUGGAUUGAAAUCAACCCAGCUACGCUUAAACCAUUACAAAAAGUACGUUUAUUCAUUUUGAAUGACGUUGUGUUGAUUGCGGCUCCAAAACCAUCGAAGCAGACAGAACUAACUGUCAGUAGAUUUUCUCCUUUGAGAGAUGUAACAGUGGAAGUGCAAUCCGAACAUGAGCUUUCCUUCAAUUUCUCUAACAAGCAGCAUACUCUUUAUAGACAUAGAGACCCUCAAGUGUUUUCGAAAGUGAUAGAUAUCAUCAGACAGGCUAAGGAUGCGUUACGCGAGAUUUCGCAGGCAGAAGAGGAUACAACAAGAAAGAUUCGCAACUCCUAUACGCUGCUCCAACAAGAAAGAACUCCAAACAGAGAUGCCACUACCUCUCCUGUCAAAGUUCACGGCAGACAAAGAUCAUAUGGUGGUACAGGUACCCCAAGCAGACACAGAUCAGACGCACAAAAUGAUGCAUUGUUGACAAAUAUCACAAGGUCUAUACAUGUAAGAAUGGGCUCUGAAGAGACUACAGAAGUAACAAAAAGACUUAAACGCCUCGACGAUGCACUUGAAGAUCUUGAUCUCGAGAUCGGUAGACAAAAUUUUGAUCUCGCCAUCACAAAACUCAAUCACAUCCAAUCAUCACUAAAGUCAUUAUACAGCAGCGCUACCUUCGAUGAAUCUGUUAUGGUGGAACUCCUCUCAUUGAAAUGUUCACAGAGGAAAACCAUCCUAUACACCAAAUUGACAAAUCUAUUAGCCUGCGAAACUAGCGACAUGACCAAAUUGAAAAGUUAUAUGCUAAACUUGGUAGCUCUUAACGAGCCAGUGGACGCUCUAGAAGUGUUCCUCCAGAACAGAUCAAACUUCAUCAACGAUUUAACCCUACAAAUCGGUAUCAUUGAUAAUGUAACUAGUUUCAUUACCCAAGUAGCGAUCAUCCGGUUCCAAACCUUGAAGAAAGUGACUCAGCAGUACUUGGAAGUAUCAAAAAAUUUGAAACGUGAUUAUACAUCACUACUUGUAUGCUGGUGCAGCGAAGAAGUGGAUAAGCACUUCCAGCUCAUGGAAAGAGAACUAUCGAAUUCAUCUACAUUGUCCGUACAAGCAAUCAAGAUAACUAGAAAGCAGAUAGAUGAACUCAAACCUGUCGGGAUGGACUACGUUUACAAACUCGAUGACUUCAUUAGGAGAAACAAUAACAGGAUUCUAUAA